Molecule: messenger RNA, 1496 nt
Organism: Baudoinia panamericana UAMH 10762
Lineage: Eukaryota; Fungi; Ascomycota; Dothideomycetes; Mycosphaerellales; Teratosphaeriaceae
Exons: 3
Coding region: 232-1359 (375 amino acids)
Cellular component (GO): eukaryotic translation initiation factor 3 complex; eukaryotic 43S preinitiation complex; cytosol
Molecular function (GO): translation initiation factor activity; protein binding; metallopeptidase activity
Source: RefSeq, a predicted model, not a curated record
AGAUGCUGCGCGCAGUUGGCAGGGCGGAUAGUGGAGGGAUGGUCGACUCGAUGCAGCUGCUCGGCACAUCUUCGGCUGUCCCGCGGCGUGCCCACAUCGAAAUCGCACCCGCGGCCAAAAGUUCAAGAUGUAAGGGACUAACACAAUUCAACACGCCAACAGCACGCCUUCUCGACCGCGCACUCCAGACACCAACCGCCGACCUAGCUCACGACACACUCUUUGCCCAGCAUGGCGACCGUCCCACCCCUCGACUCGCCCAUUAAAGAGGUCCAACUCUCCGCCCUCGUCGUAAUGCGCAUCAUCAAACACUCCACCUCCACCUUUCCCAUACCGACCACCGGCUGUCUCGUCGGCAUGGACGUUGGAGCGCAACUUCAAGUCACAAACUCUUUCCCAUAUCCUGCAACGACCGGGCCAAACGAGUCCCAACCAAACCCAGCAGACCCAUACUAUCACGCCGACCAGACUGCGGUAUCUUUGGCAGCGCCUAGAGCCAAGCAGAGCGUAGCAUAUCAGAACGAGAUGAUCAAGUAUCUACGGGAAGUGAAUGUGGACGCGCAGAGUGUGGGGUGGUAUGUCAGUUGUGGCAUGGGCAAUUUCGUUACGAGUGCGUUUGUGGAGAAUCAGGCCUUCUUCCAACGGGCCGAGGGCGAGAGGACGGUGGCGCUGGUAUUUGACGUGGGCAGGAGUGGUCAGGGAAACCUGAGCAUGAAGGCAUACCGGCUUAGUCCGGCGUUUAUGGCCGCGUACAAGGAGAGCAAGUUUACAGCAGAAAACAUCCAAAAGUCCAACCUCCGCUACCAGGACAUCCUACAAGAGCUCCCCUUGACGAUACACAAUUCCCACCUCCUCACCUCCUUCCUUCACCAACUCCCCACUUCGCCUACGGAGAACACGACCCCGGACCUCCCAAUCUCCAUGUUGGACCUUCAAUCGAACCCAAAGAUAUCAUCUACCGCCCUAUCUCCGAACCCAACAACCCUCGACCUGUCCAUCGACCCAUACCUCGAAUCAACCACCGACCACAUGCUCGACGCCAUCGAGGCUCAUCAGACGGAGCAGAACAACUUCCAGUACCAUCAGCGCUCGCUCGCGCGUGAGCAGGCCAAGAUCACGCAGUGGCAGCAGAAACGCAAGAGUGAGAAUGUGCUCCGCGCGCAGCAGAAGCAGCCGUUACUUGACGAAAAUGAGUGGACGAAGCUGUUUAAGCUGCCGGCUGAGCCUAAUAGGUUGGAGGCGUUGCUGGUAGGGAGACAGGUCGAGCAGUAUGCGAGGAUGGUCGAUGGGUUUUCGGCUGGGACUGUGGGCAAGUUGUUCGGAGUGCGAGGGGGGCUGGUGCCUGGUGAUAACGUCUAAACGGGCAGGUGGUGCUGGAUGGUGCAUUAUGCGGGGCUCUCUGGGUGGCAUAGCGAGGCGUUUCGGAUGACGAAUAAUGGCAGACGGUGGUCUAAGUGUUCGGCACCUCCAGUGGUGCUUUUAUGAGAAGACGUUAC